AUGUCUCAUCUGACGUCGCCGAUUUUGCUGAAGCGCCGCGCGAGUACCUUUCGUGUAUGCGCGGUCGGCGAUGUGAUCAAUGUGCAGUCGCUGGGGAUGGAAGGGUCCGAAAGCAGCGCUAGCUUCAUGGGGCACGACGCCUUCACCUACUCUUCUCAACUUCCGGACACCGUCAGCGCCAUCAGCCCCGGCGAUUCCGUAUCGCACGAGCCCAGCACGUGUGUCUUCACCAGCUCCCCGGGCACGCGCCGCUUCCGACCCGCGAGUCUGACGCUUCGCCGGAACUUCUUGAAGCAGUUCAGCGGUGGUGCUUGUCGCGCCAUCCUUCGCGCUGUCUUGGUGCUCGUCCUCCUGAUCAUGCUCUACACACUGGUCGCAACAAACCUUUCGGAAGACGCCUUUGCGGACAGCGUGAGGGAUCCGAUUGGCUACCUGUUGAAUCUGAGAGACCCGGAGCACGACCCGUGGUCGGUGCUGGUGCAGCACGAGGAUGCCGUGAGCCGGCUCAACAUAGCGCCUCAGCAAAACUGCCGCAUUGGAUCGAUGCUCUGCAGCCCGCUGCGCAUCGGCGCGGCCUUCCUGCCCUCGUGGACACUGCGCGUUGUGGAGAGGGACUGCGCGGACUGCAUGGACACCUACACUUACCGCACCACUGUGAAAGGGGUGCGACUGCACAAGCGCCAUGGCGUGUACGCGACGUCGUCUGCACCGCUGGGCCGUGUCGGGCCGAUGCUGCUGGCGAUGACGAGCGUGACGGACGACGUGAAUGUGCGCACGGAGCUGCCGCAGUGGGAGUGGCUGCGGCACGUGUACGGUGAAGGGUUUCCGACCGUGGGUGGCGCUGGCGAGGGGGCUGCGCAGCCGCGGAGACCGUAUCUUGCCGUGAUGGGCAUCCCGUCGACGGAUCAGCCGGCGCGUGCUGCCCUGCGUGAGGCACAGCGCAGGACGUGGCUGACGUACCAGGAGGUGGCGCGCACGGAGAACCACUUCGAUGCCGCGCUGCUGGCGCUGUACGUCUUCGCCGCGGUGGAGCCCAAGGCGGCGCCGGACGCAUCAGAGAGCUCUUCGGCAUCCGCGCACAACGGCACGUCCGCUGCCGAGCCGAGGCGAGGGCGCCUGAGCGCGCUGCUGCCGACGACGACGGAGUACAAGGCUGCCACCGAGGCGCUUCUGACGGCGACUGCGCAGGCCGAGGGCAUCGGCGACCUGGCCGCUGAGGGCAUUGUGCAGCGCCGGAUGGAGCUCCGCCGCAACUGGAACAUCGCUGCCGUCGAGGACACACCGUGUGCGGAUGUGAUCAGCCGCCGCGUGACUGUCGGCGCGGAGACGUCUGCGCUGUUGUACCUGAGCGGUGCCCUGUCGCUCCCCGUGACACCCGCGUUCACGUCGCCGGCGGAGUACGUCUGCCACGCGUCGUCUGCGCUGUGGCAGGAGGCGCUGACGCACCGCAACGUUGUGUGGAUCGACAUGAUGACGGACCGCCGGCCGACCACGAACAAGAAGCUUGGCGAGGACGGCAAGUGGGGUCUUCCCGUGGAGGUUGGGAUGAGCCAGAAGCUGAUCCUGUGGCUGGAGUACGCGUACCACGCCUUCAAGAAUGUGCCUUUCAUCAUCAAGGGCGAUGACGACAGCUACGUGAAGGUGCCGCAGUUCCUGAGCGAUGUGCGGUACGUGAUGGGUGGCGCACAAAAACGGGUGCCGCCGCCGGCUGUGGAUGGGGUGCAGAACAGCGCGUACGCGGUGGACGUGAACGCGACGGAGUGUGCGUACUGGGGCAGCACGCGAGUCUUCAAGAACGCACAGUUCAACGCCGGCAUGACGUUCAUGGUGCACAGGCUUCUUGCUCAGGUCGUGUUGGAGCAGCGGGGUGAGGAAAAACAGGUCGACGCUGUGAAGAUGGCGAUGAUGGAGUUCGAUGCGAACUUGUCGAAGGUGUACCGCGCUGCCCGAUUUCAUCAGGAGGACAUUCUGAUGGGGCUGCUGAUUCGAGGCUCGCUCCGCCGCGCUCGCGAGAUCUGCCCUAACAAUCGCGUGUGGUAUGUAAGGGAAGGUUUUGCUCGCUUCCACGACUUGCACCGCGGUAGGAUGCACGACGUGACGUGGUCGACGGUCGUGGCGCAUCGCUGCACCCCCGCUGAUUAUUAUUACCUGCACCACUUCUUCCAGAAGGAACUGGGUGCCACGUUGGCGGGGUUGAACGGAAGGAGCCGUGCUGAGAAGGACGCUGUGGCGCAGGCGGCGGAGUGGGUGGCGGAGAGGCGGCGUUCCACGGGGCCCGCGGUGGUGGGCUGGGACACCUUGCCGGAGGUGAGGUGGGUGCGCGCGCUGAAGCGGACGCCUGCUUACGACAUGGCGGAGGCGGAUGGGGUGCCGGUGUAUCACAACAAGUACGAGUACUGGGCGAAUCCUGCCACGUCUGUCGACGAUGGCUACUGCUCUCUACCGCAGAAGUGA
This is a messenger RNA of Leishmania major strain Friedlin, 2454 nucleotides long. It is a transcript of the gene SCGR6, whose product is annotated as phosphoglycan beta 1,3 galactosyltransferase. The coding region runs from base 1 to 2454 and encodes 817 amino acids. Gene Ontology annotation, molecular function: hexosyltransferase activity. Lineage: Eukaryota; Euglenozoa; Kinetoplastea; Trypanosomatida; Trypanosomatidae. Gene Ontology annotation, cellular component: membrane. The record is from RefSeq and is a predicted model, not a curated record. The transcript has a single exon.